Messenger RNA from Aspergillus oryzae RIB40, 2859 nucleotides. RefSeq lists its product as uncharacterized. Gene Ontology annotation, biological process: transmembrane transport. The coding region runs from base 1 to 2859 and encodes 952 amino acids. Gene Ontology annotation, cellular component: membrane. NCBI's taxonomy places the organism in Eukaryota, Fungi, Ascomycota, Eurotiomycetes, Eurotiales, Aspergillaceae. Gene Ontology annotation, molecular function: transmembrane transporter activity. The transcript has 13 exons. The record is from RefSeq and is a predicted model, not a curated record.
AUGUCGGAAAGUCCCAUGGAAAAGUUUUCGCAGGGAAACAAUUUGCUGGUGAGAAUCUUGCUGCAGGAUGCGGAUAGUCGGAUAGUCGGAUAUUCCAAAAAGGGAACGAUCGCUCUGCCGCGCUGGCGAAACGCUGGUCGAGCCCAGCAUAUCCGACUUGUUCGCAUGAGAAUUGCUCUAAAGGCCGGUCCGGCGGAAAUCCAGAUUAGGCCCGUCGAUUGCCUGGCAUAUUCAAUCACGAAAGUAAAAAUGGCUCCCUCAGCAGAACCAGUAUCCGGACAGAAUAAACCAUAUCGCAGUGGCGAUCCACGACUCGCCGUUGUGGAUGAGGAAGCAGAGCAACCUCCCAAGUUUGACGACCUUUACCAGGAACGUCGGUACCUGAAACACCGUCUUGCCCUUGCCUUUCGAAUCUUCGCCAAGUUUGACCUUUCAGAGGGAGUUGCAGGGCACAUCACAGUCAGAGAUCCUGUAGAUCCCACCAGUUUCUGGGUCAAUCCGUUUGGAAUGCACUUUUCGUUGAUUGAAGACGACGAUCUAAUUCGUGUCGACCACUCUGGCACUGUAGUCGAGGGAGGAAAAAAUAAACGACUCAAUUACGGUAUACUUGUUAUCAAAUUUCUGACAUCACCAGCCGCUUACGCCAUCCAUGCGGAGAUCCAUAGAGCCCGACCCGACGUCUUAUGUGCGGCGCACUCGCAUAGCCUCUAUGGAAGAGCUAUAUGUGCCACGGGAAAGACACUGGACAUGCUAACGCAAGAUUUCUGUGUAUUUUGGAACGACCAUGUGCUGUACUCCAACUUCGCUGGGCUCGUACUUGCUGCAGAUGAGGGAAAGGCGAUUGCUGCAGCCCUGGGAAAUAAAAAGGCCGCAUUGCUAGGCAAUCAUGGAAUAUUGACGGUGGGCCCUACCAUUGAGGCUACAGUUGCCUGGUUUGUCUUAUUAGAGAGAUGCUGCCAAAUCCAACUGGCGGCAGAUGCAAGCGCCGCAGGCACUGGCAGGCCGCUGGUCACAAUUGGGGAAGAUGAGGCACGGGCCACAUGGGAAGCAGUUGGCACCAUAGGCAAUGGCUAUUUUCAAGGGCUACCGUUAUUCCAGGUUGCUGAACGGGAGUUUGGGGAGAGGACUUUGCUGGAUCGCUCCUUUCCCUGUAAGAUUAUAGUACCUCAUUCAAGAACACACCGUCCAUGUCUGUUGGCAAAUAAUCUGUCCAAGUAUGAAUCUUCUCCCUUAAUUUCCAGUGGCAAUACUGGGCAUCUCAAAAUACCCGGUGACGGGAUUCUAAGUAGAUGGCGGUGUUUUCCUAAUUCGGAUAUCCGCCGGAUGAGCCCUAUCUCCAUCGACUUGCCUUCUCGUAGUUCUAGUGUGGGAUACAAAAUGUCUUCAGAAGCAAAAGGCUCCGCCAUACACAUGGAGUCGACUACUCCCGCUAAUCUCGAUAUUGACGGGAAGGAUGGAAAUGGUGAGCUUGAUACGCAGAGCGUUAUUGUUGACGAGGAAACCAACAAGCGAUUACUACGAAAAAUUGAUAUUCGUUUAAUGCCUGUGAAACCGUUCGGAAUAACUUACAAUGGGCGGAAGAUGUGCUUUACGUAUGCGCUCCAAUACUACGACAAGGCGCUCCUGAGCCAGGCCGCUAUCUUCGGGCUUCGAGAAGAUUUGGAUCUUCAAAGCGGCUUGAGAUACUCGUGGAUCACUUGGGUUUCCCAGAAAGUUACGGUGGCUCGAGUCUGUCCCAUCAUAUGUAUUCUGUGGUCAUUGAUAGUUCUCUGCACCCCCGCCUGUUCCACCUACACUGGCAUCCUGAUCAACCGUUUCAUGCUGGGCGUGAUCGAGAGCGGAGUAUCACCAGCGUUCAUGCUCUGCACGGGAGCGUGGUACACACAUUCUGAGCAGGUGCUCCGUUCCUCACUCUGGUACUCAUUUAGUGGGGGCUCAAAUAUCAUAUCACCGCUCAUCAACUACGGUCUCGGCCACAUAACCAGCGGCUCCUUGCAUCCGUGGCAGUACAUGUACCUAAUAGCGGGGUUAGCCACUCUAGCAUGGGCCAUAGCACUUUUCUUCGUGUUUCCAGGGAGCCCUCAAACAGCCAAGGGGUUCACAGCGGAGGAACGUAUGAUGCUCCUCGAGAGAGUUCGUGCCAACAACGCCGGCGCAGAAAACCGAACAUUUAAGUGGUACCAGGUUUGCGAGGCGCUUUACUCGUAUCAUUUCUGGUGUAUAUUUCUUCUGUCAACCUUGUCCAGCACUGGGAGUGGAGCGGUCACUACAUUCGGGUCUAUUAUCUUUAACGGCAUGGGGUUCUCCACGUUUGAGUCUCUAUUGCUUAAUAUUCCAAUUGGUGCUCUUGCUUUCAUCUGUGUCUUGGGAUCAGGGUAUAUUGGUCGGAAGUACCCCAACGCACGCCUCCACACAGUUUCAGCAUCGUGUAUUCCUGUUAUCGUUGGAGGUUGCAUGCUUUGGAGACUUCCAUCCUCAAAAACCGCCGCCAGAAUCAUUGGUUUCUACCUGAUCAAUUUCUUUUCUGCAGCCUGGGUGCAAUGUAUUGCCAUGGGUACCUCCAAUGUAGCAGGAUACACCAAAAAGGCCACUAUGGCAGCCGGGACCUUCAUGGGCUAUUCACUAGGCAAUAUUAUCGGACCCUUAACUUUCGACGCAAGAUAUGCACCGCGGUAUGACCCCGGGUUCGAGGCCCUGAUCAUCUGUUUCGCGAUCGCUUUGGUCUUGUCUCAGGUGUUCCGGGCGCUCAUGGCGCUGCAGAAUCACAGGCGGGACCAAAGGGUUGGCCCUCCUACUGCGGAAUGUGGAUUGCAGGAUCUUACAGAUAAGGAGAACAAGUCGUUCAGGUAUCCUCUUUGA